Acanthamoeba castellanii str. Neff is the source of this 138-nucleotide messenger RNA. RefSeq lists its product as uncharacterized. The transcript has a single exon. The annotation marks the transcript as partial. NCBI's taxonomy places the organism in Eukaryota, Discosea, Longamoebia, Acanthamoebidae. The record is from RefSeq and is a predicted model, not a curated record.
AUGACUUUCCCCUGUCGACACCAGUGCUGCACACACCUGGUGAACGGCCAGCGCCACAGGUACAAGACAGCACCAGCACGGGAUGAGCACGAGCGCACCACCUACCACCACGCCUGCAAGGAAAGUGAGUGUGUGGUG